Neocloeon triangulifer is the source of this 2015-nucleotide messenger RNA. RefSeq lists its product as uncharacterized. Gene Ontology annotation, biological process: proteasome assembly. The transcript is spliced from 10 exons. NCBI's taxonomy places the organism in Eukaryota, Metazoa, Arthropoda, Insecta, Ephemeroptera, Baetidae. The record is from RefSeq and is a predicted model, not a curated record. The coding region runs from base 342 to 1922 and encodes 526 amino acids. Gene Ontology annotation, cellular component: cytosol.
GAGCGCGCUCUACUUACUUACUUUGUGUACUUAUUGUUAGCCACAAAAACAUCAUAUUUUGAUUGUUUCAUAUUUAUGGUUGUUUCAUUGUGGCGUUCGCGGCUUAUUUCAAAAGUGCAUGUCUGUGAUUAGCUGAGGCAGUCGUCGCACCAGGCCCUCUAGCGGUAGAAAUAAAAAACACAACCAAAACAAACAAAUAUUUUGCGGGAAUUGCACCACCACUUGCAUUGCCUAUUUGUUUUACGAAUUUUCUCGUUCAAGUCCCGAAAUUUCCAAAUUUUUUCGAGUCAGUGACUUUUCCUGCUUUUGCUUGCAAAUCUAGACGCAGCGCUAAGGAUAGUAUGGAAGCUGGAACUGAUUUGAUUUGGUUCCAAACGCAAAUCGACUCGUAUCCAAAAUGCAGAGACCACAAAGGAGUUUUGAAUCAGUUCAUAAAGGAAAUCAAGAGCAUGGACACUGCAGGACGGCAGCAGUUGCUGCCCCAGCUCAAGUUCCAACCCAUGUUCGACACCCUCGUCAAGUGGAACAACCCAAUUUAUGCCAAGCCGUUUUACGAACUGGUCAGCCUGGUUUUUGAAAAUUGUGAUGCUGGGAAAAUCGUCAGUGAAAACGAGGACCUGUUGCUGGAAUUUUUAGGCCAUGUCAGCACUGAAUUCUGCACUCUUCUGUUUAAUGUGCUCGAUCGAGCCAUCUCUGAAAGUGGAGUGUCAUGUUUCAAAAAGUCGCCACAGCUGAUGUACAAAUUGGUUCAAAGUAUAUCCUCCGAGGAAGCAGAUUUGGAUUCCCAAGUUUUGAGUCUUCUGGAGAAAAUCAUUGCUCAGCCUGAAGGAGCCAAAUUAGUGUUCGGAUCAGACAUUGGUCAGUGGCUUGGAGAAAUGUGUGAAAUGGCUGACAUUCGGUUUCGAGUUUUUGAGCUUGCCUCAACAGCAGCUUGUGGAAGUGCUGAAGGCUUGGAAUUUGUCAAAACGUGCAACAUUUUGCAAGAACUUGAGAGUGGCUUGCAGGGAGCGAUGGCCCACGUGGACCAGGUUGGAUUUGCUGCCACCGUUGAUUGCUUUACAAAACUAGGAGCAACCUCUUGGGGUUAUAAAGAGUUGUUGGAAUCAGGAGUUUUGUCAAAACUUGAGGCCCGAGUUGUAGAAUAUGGUCCCGGAACCAUGGAGGACAAAGUCAUGCCAUCCGUUUACACAUUUUUCGGACAAGUUUUCAAACAUUUUCCUGAGCAAGCCUUGAAAGACUGUCCAAAAGUCGUCCCCACAGUUAUGAAUUUGAUCGACAUUUCUAUAGACAGGGCCUAUGUCACCAGGACUGAGAUGGAAAUGAUUGGAAUGGUGGCAGCAAAACCAGCUGGAAAGCGUCACUUGGCAAAGUUGGAUCCACCUGUCACUUUGGUUUUGUCUCACCUGAAGCAGUUCAUUUCUUCUGGGUCGUCUGUAGACAAAAUUUGUGCAAUCGAAACUGUGUCCAGUCUUAUUGCGCUUCAGGACAAAGAUCAAACUGAAGAAAUGCUAGCCAUCACUAAAACUUGGUUUGAGGUUGUCUGGACGUCGGUAGAGGUGCUUUUCCAUUUCUGCCAGGAGCCCUUCCCAGGAAUCAACCGAACUAGCAUUCCUGUCUUUGUCUCUGAAACAGUCCAGUGCAGAAAUAGUGGACUUCAGCUUCUCUCGACCUUGGCUAAUUUGGCGUGGGGUCGAACUGAGAUCUGCAAACUUCCCUCUUUGCUCAACUGGCUGGCCGAGGGAGAAUUGUGCCAGGACGUUCACUUCAGCACCAACGGAGUGCCGAGUGCUGAAUCUCUGCAGCUCAAACAGGACGUAGCUAAUGUGAUACUGAAUGAUGCCAAAACACCAGAGCAAAGUAAGAAAAUCCUAUCGAAAUUGAAACUCAGUGGCCUCGAGGCGAAGAGAAUCAAGUGUGUGUGAAAUAAGAAAUGCAUAAUUGAUAGGGUGCAUUAUUUUUAUAAAUUAAAUUGGGAUCCACAAUUAAUUUGAUUUUCUUGGAGUGAUUUUAAUUGU